GAUCGUUUGCGGAAAGGAGGCGUUCUAUCGCAUCUUCAUACUUGUCAUCACAUUUCUUCAAUUCUAUUCCCUGCUAGUCGCUAAACGAAGUGCAGUUAAAUUGUUGUAAUUGGCAGUUAAGUAUGUAAGCGGGAAGUUCGUUUUUAAAAUCGAAGAGGCGCGUGGACGCUCGCGAUUUUCGUGUAAACUUUGGUUCACUUCUUGGUCAAGAUGGCGUCGACAACUAGAGAACAAGCGACAAAUCUCCCAACUGCUAGCUCGGACGGGGCUCAUCCUGCUAAAUCAGUGUUAAAAGAAGCUGUUGAUGCUGUUCUGAAUUCGUUUGCUAAGCAUACACAUGGAUAUGGUCGAGGUAAGCUUAUCGCAUCAAUGAUCAUAAACAUUUAAUAGUAAUCACAUUUCCUUCCGAAACUAGCCUAAUUGUUCGUAUGCGCGUUAUAGUUAUGAUAAUCGUAUGAUAACCUUUUUGUUCACUGAAUUCAUGACUUAUUUAACCCAUUUUUGCAUUUCGUGCAAAUGGAAGCUUAGAAAAACUUCCUGUGGCUGAGCCUUAUUGGCUCAGGUUACUUCGAUCUAAAUCUAAAAAUAUCAUGGGCAGUGUUUACAGUCGUCAUAUUCUAGUUUGGAGCAGAAAUUUUUAUGGUUACACGCAAGAGUGGUUUUUCAUUUUACUUUUGUUUUAUUGUUGUGACCUUACAAUUUUGUUUAUUAAACAAGACAUUUUGAUUUUAGAGGAAAGUAAUCUGCCUUCUAAUGAUCGCACGUAUACUUCGGUUCCUUGACGAACAUCAUUUUUUUGCGGAAAUUUGUUGAAUAUCUUGGUUAAAAUUCGUGAGAAGCAACAUCGCGCUAGUAUAUUGAUCGCGAGUUACAAUAGAAAGCGCCAAUCUUUCGUCGGUUCUUUAAACAUCAAAGGUGCCGCGACCUCUAUCAACGAUUGAGUCUUGGAGGAACGGAGAUUUCUUUAUCUUGUGAAUGGAAUUUAGACCUUCGUGUUUCAUUAUGGAGUCGAAGGGAAACAGCUGUGAUGUUUGUAUUUACUGUCCAUGGCUUGUAGUGAUUAGUUAAGCUUAGCGCAUACAUAUACUCCGGUAACUUUAACGACAAUUCGUGUAUGUUUGUAUGAACUCUCAGUAAAGAUUUGGUGACUUCUAUAGUUUUCUAUUUUUCUUUUUUUUUUCGUAACCAUGAUGCUAGAACGUUUCAUUUCUAUGAUCUUUUUUCAGUUUAUAUUAAAAGAACUCAUCACCUUGUUAGGGUAUAAUGAACAUAUCUAUUAUAUUUCAAGUGUUCAUUUAAUUGCUGAUGAAGUGAGAUGGGUUUUAGGAAGAUUUUAGGUUUUCUUUAUGGAAUAACCAUAAUGUUGUGGCUUAUAUUCGUAUGGGUCACCACAGGGCACUGUAUAUUUUAGUUUUUUUACAUAAUGAUUGAUAGACAGUAAUCAGCUGUCACAUUGCUCAUUUUGCUCUGAAAGACAAUAUUGGAAAAUAUUUACACCUUGGUUUAUGUUUAGGAAGCAAAUAAAGGAAAUUUGCAGUGACAUCAGUUAUUGCUCCAUAUUACAAUGAUUUCUUUCUAUUUUGACUACAUUCAUUUACAAAAGAAGGUAUCCAUUUUGUCCUUGUUUGGUUACAAUUAAUUUUUUUUUAUUUCUACAUGUCAGCUGGACAUUCCAGUUAAACUGCAGACUUUCCUUUUAAGCCUUUGUAAGAGGUUCAAAGAUUAAAAGGAGAGCCACCUUGUGAAGGAUCUCUCAAGGAUUGUAAUCAUGAUAUGUUUCUGAGAAACUGAUGUUUUUUUUCCUUCUAUGGAAGUGAAGACAUGCACUACCAAAUGCAAAAGCUAGCAUAAUAAUUAUUAUUGUUCUUUCCUUUCUGGUCUUUUGGACCCCCAUCCAAAAGGUCAUUGGAUGAUAUAUUUUAAAAUUUUUGUCAGUCCAAUGAGAAAGAGUGCCCUUCCCCAAAUAUUAGCACACACCUCCUUUGAACAAACUUACAAAGGAAUGCCUCUUGCCUCACCUGUCUUAAUCCUCUCUUGUUGAAAUACUACAUGGGGGAGGGGGGGGGAGGUUGUUAAGAUAACCCUGGGAUAAUGCAAUACUUGAAUUCAUUUCUGAAUGUUUACAAAGGAAAUUCCUGUAAAUUCUAAACAGCCUACAAUCUGAAGUUUCGAUGUUGUAAAAUGAAAUUCGUUCAUAUAUGUACGUGUAUAUUUUGAUCGAAGAAGAAUAUAUUUUGCAGUUGAUGUCAUCGAGGCGUUACAAGAGUUUUGGCAAAUGAAGGAAUCUCGUGGCACUCCAAUGAAAGGUGGAUCUGACAACCUUUAUGAACCAGAGGCUUCUGAAAAGCCACCAUAUGUUUGCUUUGUCAGUCUUCCUGGAGGAAGUUGUUUUGGAAGUUUUCAACCCUGCCCAACCAAGGCUGAAGCUAAGAGAAGUGCUGCCAAAAUUGCACUGAUGAAUUCAGUUUUUAAUGAACAUCCCUCUAGGUCAGUAAACUAUCUUUUAGCAAGUAGUCCACUCAGAAUAUCACAAGUAUACAGCUCUAAGCACUUUCUUUUUGUGGUUCUCUUGGAUGGAUGAUGGACCAUAUACCUGAAGUGAUUAGUAUUUAGAGUGGAUUCUAAUUCUAGAAUUGUUUUUUGUUGUUAGAACUGCAUGCAUGAAGUUAGGUGUUAACUAUUAACUGAAGGGUAAUCAUGGAAAUGUUAAUAACACAGGAAUUUAUAAAAUAACUAAAAUAGUACGCGCACUCUGAUUGGCCGAUAGGCGUGUUUGCAUGAGAGCAUGUAGACAUGGUCUUGACAUCAAGAUGUUUUGCUUUUUGCGCACAAUAAUCACGGCAAGCAGGAGUUUAAAAAAAGUUUUUGAGAUGAAAACUCAAUAAGUUUACUUUAUUCACCCAUUCCCUCGUCAGCCGAAACUUGGAAAACUAUCUUUACAAAGGCCAAGCCCAAAGAGCACACGUGUGAACCUGUAAGUCUCCACUUCAGAGGUGCCGUCAGUCUGCCAAUGGAAUCGGGUGCAUCUCGUUCGCUCUCAUGGAUUCGAAUCUGUAGGAAAGCUUUCUGUAUAUCUCCCGCUAAGACUACUGGGUAGGCUCUCUGUUGGACGAGCACGUCCCAUAGUCUGUUCUGAAGUGGGGUCCUGAGUACAAACAGUCGUUCAGGGACGGGGAAUUGGGUGUCGCUCGGGCAGAGGCGUCAUAAACAAUUCUCAUCUUUGUGGUUUCAGCGGACUUGCGAAUUACGCACUUGUGAGGGAUGUAAAACUCCUUUUCUGGCUGGGAAACAGGGGGUGCCUUUUCGAUAACUCCUUCAGUCAGCUGCUCCUGAAUAAUAUCAUUGUAUUUGACAGUAAGAUCUUCACGUUGGAGUUUUCUGGUCAGGUUCUUAAGUCGCUUGAGGCUGCCUUCCUUGUUUGAGGGUAGUGGUGAGUGAUUUGCCUUCCACGGCAAGGUAGUCUCGUACCAGCCCUCUUGCGAACGCGUUAAUUGCUCUUUAAAUUCUUCGUACACCAUUGCCUGGUCAUGAUCGGCCACGUCACGUAAUCCCAAGACGUCUAGUUUGCACAAGUCUUCAUAGUCGCUUUGACUUGUUUGGGUAAACAGCAUGAUGUUUUUGUCGAACUCCUUUCCAGGGGACAUAAGGAACCAUCCGAACCUGGUGAGUUCCGCUACGGGGUCAUUUUCUCGUCCGAUUCUCGGUUUCGUUUCAGUUUUGAUUCUGGCAUACUCUCCGCUCCCAAGCACCACGUGGACCGGAAGAGAUGCUUUCGUGUCAUCAUCGUUGACAUGUACGCCUUUCAAAUGUGAGUACUUUUCAAUUAGCGUGCGAUAAUUAGGGUUGUCAAUAGACAACAGUUCUGUCUUGUUUACUUUGGUCGCUUUGACUGACAGCGAAUAUUGAUGGUCAACAGAUUGUAAUUCAAGAUCGUAGACUUCUAGUCUGGCAACUUUUGAAGACAUUAGCAUAUCGAUUGUUUUUGUCUGGAUAUCAGCAGGCUUCAGGCGAAGUAAUUCGAUCAGUUUCGCUGAUACGUAUGAGCUCCCAGCUCCUGAAUCGAUGAGUGCUCGACAUUUAAUGCCAUUGACUUCUAUCACGAUGACAGGAAACAAACCCUCUCCGACUUGGUUUGUAGUCAAGGCGACCCCUCUCGUAGGUGUUGGCUGAUUAGUUUCUUGCCUGGGUACCUCACAAAUGGACGUGUGGUGACGCUUGCGGCAUUGCUGACAGGCGGAUUUGCUGGGACAAUAGACGGCGCGGUGGUUUCCGGCGGUGCAGUUGAAACACAGACGUUUGUUGAGGAGAAUUUGUCUUCGAUCAGAGACAUCUGUCACUUUUGUACAUUCGACGGCUUUGUGAUCUUCGCCGCAGUACACGCAAGGCCAACAGCGGGGUUUUAAAUCGGAGCCACGACGCGUGUGGUAAAUUCUUGCCUGCUGGCAUGCUGUGUCAAAUUUUUUUUUUCGCUUAAGCUGACAUUUUGAGCUCUUCAGUAGCUGUUUUGGAGAGAUUCCUCUCUAUUUGAGAUGUUAAAUGGAAAAAUGGUCGGGAAGAGCAGGUCUAGUUAAGAUUUUAGCAUAACAAGGGUUUAUUUUUUAUCAAUAGAAAAAUUACAGAUGAAUUUGUAGAGUCGGCUGUGAAAGAAGCAGAGUCAACUGAAGCACAAGUUGCUUUAAAAAGAAGGACACUUAACCUGUCGACAGACAGCUCUAAAGAUCCCAGUACAGGCAUUGGAGCAUUUAGAUUUAUGUUGGAGUCAAAUAAGGGAAAAAGCAUGUUAGAAUUCCAAGAUCUCAUGACCAUAUUCCAGCUACUACACUGGAAUGGCAGUUUAAAAGCAAUGAGGGAUAGAAAUUGUUCUCGUCAGGAGGUGUUGGAACAUUAUUCUGAUAGAACUAUUGAUGAUGAAAUGAGAAGUCAGAUGGCAUUGGAUUGGAUAUCACGUGAACAAGAGCAACAGGGUUUAAUAAAGAGGGAACUGGAUAAGGCUUCUAAAGAGUUGGAACAGUGUCGACUAAGUGGACGAGAGCUCAGGUUUCCUAAAGAGAAACGAGACAUUUUAAUGUUGGCUUGGAGCCAAAUUGGAAAGGUUUAAAAGCUGCUGGAUUCAUACCAGAGAUUAAUAUUUCAUGUCUAGACUAAUAAUCUUUCAUCCUCUGAAAUAUUUUAUUUUUAACAUGCUGGUAACUGGUACCUUACUGUAUAUCGUAUUGGUCAUCAACCAUAAAGCUGUCAUUCAAACAAAACAAGGAUCAUGUGCUUAACACAUGAAUUCAGCAUGAUCCAUUUACCCAGUUGCAAAAUGGACAGUUUUAACUGACAAAAUUAUAUCAUGGUUCAUACUUUGAAGUGAAGUGCAACAUGUACAACUCUUCCUGUUCUGCCAGCUGUUUAGUAGAUAAUAUACCUGCUCUUAGUUUUGCUUCGAACACACUGGGCCUGGAGGUCAUUUUUAGAACACUCUGAUCUGUUAAAGUGCCCAUCACCUAAAAUUUAUUAUUUUCUUAUCUGAAACUACACCUUAUUAAAAUAACUUCGGCGAAAAAAUUUUGCGAUUUGAACUAAAGACGAUUUUUUAAAAACGAUUUUUUAAAAACGUUCAAAUUUGCCGCCAUUUUUGCGCACCAUUCGUCUUAGUCUUCUCUCGGAGUAUGGCGUUAUAUGACGUACUUUAAGGAAAACGUGACCUUAUCGACAGGAAAACAUUAAGAGUUCUGAUAGGUUUUUCUUUUUCAGAAAAACCUUCUUCUUGCGAAGACAUUGUGAUUCAGUCCUUACUUGUAAUUUAUCUUUUUUGUGUACCGCUGGGUAAUGCGAGUUCCUUAAUUUACGUCACAUGACGUCAUAUGUGAGCCUGCUAGUUUGCAUGACCAGCAGCGCGGG
Molecule: messenger RNA, 5886 nt
Organism: Porites lobata
Lineage: Eukaryota; Metazoa; Cnidaria; Anthozoa; Scleractinia; Poritidae
Source: the annotation of a GenBank genome assembly